Python bivittatus (Burmese python) is the source of this 599-nucleotide messenger RNA. Lineage: Eukaryota; Metazoa; Chordata; Lepidosauria; Squamata; Pythonidae. The record is from RefSeq and is a predicted model, not a curated record.
CCAGCGAGCCCGGCUGCGUGCCAGGCGGGGCUCCCGGGGGGAGCAGAGCUCUCCUCCGGCCGCUUCUCACCAGCCGCCUUUCCCUCCCCCCCCUCUUCUCCCCCCCCGAAGUCUCUCGUGAUCCCCGAGAAAUUUCAGCACAUCCUGCGAGUCCUCAACACCAACAUCGAUGGGCGGCGGAAGAUCGCCUUCGCCAUCACCGCCAUCAAGGGCGUGGGCAGGCGCUACGCUCACGUGGUGCUGCGGAAAGCGGACAUCGACCUGACCAAGCGGGCAGGGGAGCUCACAGAGGAUGAGGUCGAGCGCGUCAUCACCAUCAUGCAGAACCCCCGGCAGUACAAGAUCCCCGACUGGUUCCUCAACAGGCAGAAGGACGUCAAGGACGGGAAAUACAGCCAGGUCUUGGCCAACGGGCUGGACAACAAGCUGCGUGAGGAUUUGGAGCGCCUGAAGAAGAUCCGAGCCCACCGGGGCCUGCGGCACUUCUGGGGCCUCCGCGUACGUGGCCAGCACACCAAGACCACCGGCCGCCGUGGCAGAACUGUGGGCGUCUCAAAGAAGAAGUAAACCUUUUGUGCAAAUAAAACAUUCUACUCCCA